AUGUACAGCCUUGUCAGAACUAGAAAAUCACGUAAAUUCCAGGUAAACGUACAACAGACUGAGUUGCCGGCCCAAGUAGGCAUAAACGGCCGAGCAGGCAAAAUGGUACCAACAACCGAUAUAAGAAAUAUAAAAUCGUCAUCUAAUAGUAACGCACCAAAGACUGUGAAUGGAUCAUCCAAGAAUGUUGCUGGCAUAGGUAUCGUUAAUGGAAAAGACCUCGUUAAGAGAAGUCCUGCCCUGCCUCCCUCUAAAGCUAACAAGCUUCCUCCUUUAGACAUGCCGAAAGUUUUGCCUUUGGAUGAAAGCUUUAGUUGGGCCAAUGAAAAUUAUAACAAUAUUCAGAGGACUGUUGAUGUUUGGUCAUUUGUUCUUACCCUUCGUGUGCGUGUUCUCUUGGACAAUGCAAAAUGGGCCUACAUUGGGAGUUUCUCUGAAGAAAAACAGCGAGAGAGAAGGCGGCAAACGGCCUCGUGGUUGAGGGAAAGUGUUAAGAUAAAUCAGUUAGAUACGAUAGACGCACGGGGUUACAAUCGUUCAAAUAUUUCAUCACGAGCAAUUGAAGCCUAUUUAAUUCAGAUAUUGAAAACGGGCUUCUUCCAUGCCGAUCCUCAUCCUGGUAACCUUGCCAUCGAUGUCGAUGAGGCCCUCAUAUACUACGACUUUGGUAUGAUGGGAGACAUUAAGAGCUUUACCAGAGAGAGAAUGUUGGAAGUUUUCUAUGCCGUUUAUGAGAAAGAUGCCAAAAAGGUUAUGCAAGGUCUCAUUGAUCUUGGAGCACUUCAGCCCACAGGGGACAUGACAUCGGUGAGGAGAUCAGUGCAGUUUUUCUUGGAUAAUUUGCUAAAUCAAAGACCCGACCAGCAGCAGACUUUGUCUGCAAUUGGUGAGGAUUUAUUUGCAAUAGCGACAGAUCAGCCAUUUCGUUUUCCUUCUACUUUCACAUUCGUGCUUAGAGCAUUUUCAACACUUGAAGGCAUUGGCUAUACUCUGGACCCAAAGUUUUCAUUCCCUAAGAUUGCUGCACCAUAUGCUCAGGAACUCUUAGAUUUAAGACAGCAACGGCCGAGUGGGACACAACUCGUUCAAACGUUAAGAAAACAAGCUGACGAUGCAAGAUCAUCAACUAUAUCCAUGCCUUACCGGGUCCAGAGAAUAGAAGACAUCAUGAAACAACUAGAGUCUGGAGAUUUAAAGCUGCGUGUUCGAGUUCUUGAGUCGGAAAGAGCAGCUCGAAAAGCAACCAUACUACAAAUGGCAACCAUUUAUACGGUUUUUGGUGGUACCCUUCUAAAUCUUGGCGUGACGUUUAGCAACCAAGGCAAUCAAGUUAUUGGGAAUGGUUCUUUUGUUGCUGCAGGGGUUUUCCUCACUCUAUUUGCAAGAUCCAUGCAGAGGGUGAAAAACAUUGAUAAAUUUGAGAAGAUGAUAUGA
Molecule: messenger RNA, 1434 nt
Organism: Striga hermonthica
Lineage: Eukaryota; Viridiplantae; Streptophyta; Magnoliopsida; Lamiales; Orobanchaceae
Source: the annotation of a GenBank genome assembly